UGUCCAUAUAUCUGGUCAAUUUUCGUACUCCAAAAGCGCAUCUUCUUGGCUAGUUAUAGCUCAAGGGCCGCGCUGCUCAUUCGUGAGCUUUUCUUAGAUUCUCAUCGUCUUCCUUGGAGCUUUCCCCGACAAUUACUCUGACAAAAUGGCCGCAGGACCCGCAACGCUAGGUCACCCGUCACUCUCUACAGCAUAUCCCCUCUCUUUUACAGUUACCGUCGGGAACCAAAGCAGGCGAGGGCUAUAUUAAUGGCAGUCGAGAAGAAAAGCGAGAACAAGAGGGAAUCCGAGCGCAUAUGGCUACUGCGUUGAUUGGGAAAACGUUGCUCGACUCAUCAUGGCUGGCGGCGAGAUCGACGGAAGUGGAGAUCAACGGCGUCCUUCUGACAACAACCACACCACCUCCCGGUCCUUCUCCUCCAUGGAUGGAGGCCGCCAUCCCCGGAACGGUUUUAGGGACCUUGCUGAAGAACAAAUUGAUUCCAGAUCCUUUUUAUGGGUUAAACAAUGAAUCAAUAGCUGAUAUUGCUGAUUCUGGAAUGGAGUACUAUACAUUUUGGUUUUUUAUAACUUUUGAAUCUAAACUGGCAGAAAAUCAACACGCAGAACUCAAUUUUCGUGCAAUCAAUUACUCAGGGGAGGUUUAUUUGAACGGGCACCAAAUGAUUCUUCCAAAGGGCAUGUUUCGAAGAAAUUCGUUUGAUAUUACUGAUAUCAUCAACCCUAAUGGGAAAAAUUUGCUUGCUGUACUUAUUCAUCCUCCUGAUCAUCCUGGAAAAAUUCCGCCGGAAGGAGGUCAAGGCGGCGAUCAUGAGAUUGGCAAAGAUGUUGCUGCUCAAUAUGUUGAAGGCUGGGACUGGAUGACCCCAAUAAGGGAUAGGAAUACUGGGAUCUGGGAUGAAGUCUCGAUUUCAAUUACUGGGCCCGUCAAGCUAUCUGAUCCACACCUCGUAUCAUCGUUCUUCGACAACUAUGAGAAAUCAUACCUACAGUCUACAGUUGACUUGGAAAAUAAAAGUCAAUGGCUGGCGGAAUGUUCGUUAACCAUCCAAGUGACAGCAGAAUUAGAUGAAGGCAUGCGUCUGCUCGAGCAUCUUCAAACAUACGAGUUUUCGAUCCCUCCCAAAACACUCAUAACAUACACAAUUCUUCCACUCCUCUUUGAGAAGCCAAAUUUGUGGUGGCCCAAUGGCAUGGGUAAGCAGUUCUUAUAUAAUGUCGAACUAACCGUCGAUGUGAAAGGUUUUGGGGAGUCUGAUUCAUGGUCUCAUCCAUUUGGAUUCCGAAAAAUCGAGAGUACAAUCGAUACAACAACUGGUGGACGAUUAUUUAGAGUAAAUGGCCAACAAAUUUUUAUUCGCGGCGGCAAUUGGAUCUUAUCGGACGGGCUGUUGCGGCUGUCGGCCAAACGUUACAUGACAGACAUAAAAUUCCAUGCGGAUAUGAACUUCAACAUGAUCCGUUGUUGGGGAGGUGGAUUAGCUGAGAGAUCAGAAUUCUAUCACUACUGUGAUGUUUAUGGAAUUUUGGUCUGGCAAGAGUUUUGGAUAACAGGUGACUGUGAUGGAAGAGGCAUGCCCAUCUCAAACCCUAACGGACCAUUAGACCAUGACCUUUUCCUCCUCUGCGCGCGAGACACCAUUAAACUUCUUCGAAAUCACGCAAGUCUUGCCCUUUGGGUUGGCGGCAACGAGCAAAUUCCCCCGCAAGACAUCAAUACUUCUCUUAUAAACGACCUCAAACUCCAUCCUCUAUUCGAAUCUAUUGAUGUAACUCACAAUUUAGGAGAAGAUUCGCUCAAACAAUCUGAUGAUCCGAGUCUAUAUCUCGACGGAACUCGAGCUUAUAUUCAAGGAUCUAUGUGGGAUGGAUUCGCGAAUGGUAAAGGCGAUUUUACGGACGGUCCUUACGAGAUUCAAAAUCCAGAAGAUUUCUUCAAGGAUGAGUUCUAUCAAUAUGGCUUCAAUCCGGAGGUUGGCUCGGUGGGGAUGCCGGUCGCCACCACGAUAAGAGCGACGAUGCCGCCGGAAGCAUGGCAGAUCCCUACUUUUCAAAAACUUCCGACGGGGUAUGUGGAAGAAAUCCCAAAUCCAACAUGGGAAUACCACAAAUACAUUCCGUAUUCGAAGCCGGAGAAGGUCCAUGACCAAAUCGGAUUGUAUGGAUUCCCUAAGGACCUCGAUGAUUUCUGCGAAAAGGCACAACUUGUUAAUUAUGUUCAAUAUAAAGCCCUCUUAGAGGGUUGGACUUCGAGAAUGUGGACGAAGUACACCGGCGUUCUUAUUUGGAAGACGCAGAAUCCAUGGACGGGUCUGAGAGGUCAGUUUUAUGAUCAUCUUCAUGAUCAAACAGCAGGUUUCUACGGUUGCCGCAGUGCCGCUGAGCCGAUUCAUGUCCAACUCAAUCUUUCUACUUUCUAUAUUGAGGUAGUGAACACUACAUCAGAUGAACUCUCAGACAUAGCCAUAGAAGUUUCAGUGUGGGAUCUUGAUGGCAAAUGCCCAUAUUACAACAUUACCGAUAAAUUUUCAGCACCAGCCAAAAAGGUUUCACCAAUCAUCGAGCUGAAUUAUCCCAAAUCAGAGAAUGCAAAACCAGUCUAUUUCCUUCUCCUCAAACUCUUCAGAAUCUCUGAUACAAACAUGAUUAUAUCCCGAAAUUUCUACUGGUUACAUCUGCCAAAUUCAGAUUACAACUCCUUGGAACUUCAUCGAGGAAAUCGAACACCUCUUAAGAUUACUUCGCAAGCUUCGUUCGCCGAAUCGAUCUGCAACAUCCAGAUCCAUGUUCUUAACCUGUCGAAGAGCUCGAACUCGAACUCUAGCUUUUCAAAAAUAUUGCUCGAAAAUGGCAAGAAGGAAGCUUCAAAUUCGAUGGGUAACGAAGGCGGUGUCCGAAUCGUCGAAGUUGAUGGAAUGGAUUAUGGAGUGGCUUUCUUCCUCCAUUUCUCUGUUGUUGCUGGAGAGGUGGAGGAUGGGGUGGUAGAUAAUCGCGUUCUUCCUGUUCAUUACUCUGAUAAUUAUUUCUCGCUUGUUCCAGGUGAGGAGAUGAGUAUUAGUAUUUGGUUUGAGGUUUCUGAAGGACUCACACCGCAGGUUUUGCUUCAGGGUUGGAACUAUGCUGGGGGAAUACAGGUUUAUUAAUGUAUGAGCGAUUUUUUUUUUAAAGUUAUUAUUAUGCGAAAUAAUGUGGAUAAUUUGUUUGGGGUUAAGUGUGGGUGCACAGACUGUAUGAUUUUAA
Molecule: messenger RNA, 3240 nt
Organism: Phalaenopsis equestris
Lineage: Eukaryota; Viridiplantae; Streptophyta; Magnoliopsida; Asparagales; Orchidaceae
Product: mannosylglycoprotein endo-beta-mannosidase-like
Exons: 11
Coding region: 297-3143 (948 amino acids)
Biological process (GO): carbohydrate metabolic process
Molecular function (GO): hydrolase activity, hydrolyzing O-glycosyl compounds
Source: RefSeq, a predicted model, not a curated record